AUGAUGUCGGUUGAAGGGUCUACGAUAACGAGUCGGAUCAAAAACCUGCUUCGCUCCCCUUCCAUUAAGCUGAGAAGAAGCAAGCCUGGGAACAAGCGUGAAGACAUAGGCAGCAAGGUGACUUUGGAGAAGGUGUUGGGGAUAACUGUGUCUGGAGGCAGAGGAUUAGCCUGCGACCCCAGAACUGGCCUCGUUGCUUAUCCAGCAGGGUGUGUUGUUGUGCUGUUCAACCCAAGAAAAAAUAAGCAACACCAUAUUCUAAACAGUUCCAGGAAAACAAUUACAGCACUUGCUUUCUCUCCAGAUGGGAAAUAUUUGGUUACAGGAGAGAGUGGACACAUGCCAGCAGUUCGGGUAUGGGAUGUGGCUGAACGAACCCAGGUGGCUGAGCUCCAGGAGCACAAGUAUGGUGUGGCCUGUGUGGCCUUUUCCCCCAGCUCCAAGUACAUUGUUUCAGUGGGGUACCAGCAUGACAUGAUUGUCAACGUGUGGUCAUGGAAGAAAAACAUUGUAGUGGCAGCCAACAAAGUCUCAAGUAAAGUGACAGCCGUGUCAUUCUCAGAGGACUGCAGUUACUUUGUCACUGCUGGAAAUCGACACAUCAAGUUCUGGUACCUGGAUGACAGCAAAACGUCCAAGGUCAAUGCCACGGUCCCCUUGCUAGGUCGCUCAGGAUUGCUUGGAGAACUGAGGAACAACUUCUUUGCAGAUGUGGCAUGUGGAAGGGGCAAAAAAGCUGACAGCACCUUCUGUAUCACAUCCUCAGGCCUGCUCUGUGAAUUCAAUGAAAAAAGGCUGCUAGACAAGUGGGUAGAGCUGAGGACCACUGUGGCAAACUGCAUCUCUGUGAAUCACGACUACAUCUUCUGUGGCUGCGCUGAUGGCACCGUGCGGAUCUUUAACCCUCUGAACCUCCACUUUGUCACCACCCUGCCGAAGCCGCACUUCCUGGGAACAGACAUUGCCAGUGUCACUGAGGCCAGUCGUCUUUUCUCUGGUGUGGCUGAUGCGAAGUAUCCGGACACAAUUGCAUUGACCUUUGACCCCACCAACCAGUGGCUUUCCUGUGUAUACAAUGACCACAGCCUGUAUGUGUGGGAUGUCAAAGACCCGAAGAAAGUGGGCAAGGUGUACUCUGCUUUGUACCACUCUUCCUGUGUGUGGAACAUUGAGGUGUAUCCGGAGGUGAAGGACAACAAUCAGCCAUGCCUCCCCCCUGGUUCAUUCAUCACCUGCUCCUCUGACAACACCAUUCGUCUGUGGAACACUGAGAGCUCCAACAUUCAUGGCACAGCCCUGCACCGCAACAUCCUCAGCAAUGACUUGAUGAAAAUCAUCUAUGUAGAUGACAACACGCAGGUACUUCUGGACACUGAUUACAACUCAGCAGGCAGUGCCGACAAAGCUGAUGCACAAGUGAUGGACACGAAGGUGGGGAUACGCACUGUCUGUGUGAGUCCCAGUGGGGAGCACCUUGCCUCGGGGGACAGGAUAGGCACUCUCAGGAUAUAUGAGUUGCAGUCUCUGACGGAAAUGCUAAAGGUGGAAGCUCAUGACUCAGAGAUCCUAUGUCUGGAGUACUCCAAACCUGACACAGGCUUAAAGCUCUUGGCCUCAGCCAGUCGGGAUAGGUUGAUUCAUGUCUUGGAUGCUGGAAAGGACUACAGCCUGCAGCAGACCCUGGAUGAACAUUCUUCUUCCAUCACUGCUGUGAAGUUUGCAGCCAAUGAUGGAAAAGUGCGAAUGAUAAGCUGUGGGGCAGACAAGAGCAUCUAUUUCCGAACUGCGCAGAAGACAGGAGAAGGGGUUCAGUUUACCCGAACGCAUCACAUUGUUAGGAAGACCACUCUGUAUGACAUGGAUGUGGACCCCAGCUGGAAAUAUGCAGCUAUUGGAUGUCAAGAUCGUAACAUCAGGGUUUUCAAUAUAAGCAGUGGGAAGCAGAAGAAGCUUUACAAGGGUUCCCAAGGUGAAGAUGGCACCCUCAUCAAAGUGCAAACAGAUCCCUCUGGUCUUUAUAUUGCAACCAGUUGUUCAGACAAGAACCUCUCCAUCUUCGAUUUCUAUUCUGGCGAGUGUGUUGCAACCAUGUACGGACAUUCAGAGAUUGUAACCGGGAUGAAAUUCAGUAAUGACUGCAAACAUCUGUGCUCUGUUUCUGGUGACAGCUGUAUUUUCAUCUGGCGUCUGAGCUCAGAGAUGACCAUCAACAUGCGGCAGCGACUUUCUGACAUGAAACAGAGAGGGAAGCAGGCAGAAAAGUCUCCUCCACACAAGACGGCUGGACUUAAGAGGCACGAGUCCAUCUCUGCCCUGUCCUCUGUGCCUGCACUCUCGUCAGACAGUGACAAGGAUGGUGAAGAUGAAGGGAAUGAUGAAGAUGAGUUACGUGGGCUGCAGUCUUUCCAUAUUCAGUCCAACUGCAACACUGACAGAGAUUCAGAUCCAGACCUUACCCUCUCAAGAAGCCUUUCCCAGUGGGAAAUGAGGAGGGCCAAAGAGAUAGCAGCAAUCCAGCGCUCAGAGGCACCGAUGAGCAAGAUGCCCCGGCAGCGCGGGCGCUGGUCCCAGCCAAGCAGCAGCAUAGAGAUGACUGUGAAAUCCAUGCUGGACUUGCGUCAGCUGGAGUCUUUCUCUGGUUCCCGUUCUCCCAGUCGAGACUCGCUCUCUCAGAACAGCAACGGGGAUGACAGAGAGGAGCAGGCAGAUCUUCCUGUGCACAUCAACAAAGUUGGCAGCUCAAUACCUCUUCAAGAUAACCAAUCUUGUAUGAGACCUCAAGUGAUUCGGCUUAUGUCUUGUGAAGAGGGGAUUUUCUCUCAGGAACUGGAACCUUCUGAGAGUGAGGAGUGUGUAAUCUACCCUGAGCAAGAUGAAAUCCAAAACACAGACUCUAGCAGUGAGUUCCAGGUAAAAGCAUUGGCCCAUGGGAAGCUAAGUAGAGAUUAUCACAGUAAUGGAUGCCCAGACAAACACAGCCCAGACAGUGCCUGCUCUGUAGACUACAGCAGCAGUCGUCUGUCCAGCCCGGACCAUCCAAAUGAAGAUUCUGAAAGCACUGAGCCCCUAAGUGUGGAUGGCAUCUCAGACCUGGAGGGAGAGGAUGGAGAGGAGGAUGUCAGUUCUGGCUUGCCAGAGGGAGAAGCUCCCCCCCCACCCGAUCAGGAAAAGUUUCUCAAGCAACAUUUUGGGACCCUGAGCAGCACUGAUGGCAAAGGUGGGUCAUGUAGGAGUCUGGAAAGAACUGAAAACCUCAGCAUUUCCUCUCGCUUUCUCUCCCAGUCCCCGGCUCUCAGACAAUUGUCACUCUCUUCAUCAAAUCUGACACUGGAUUCAAAGCCCCUUGAGCCGCCAACCCAGACCAGUCGGUUUACACCAGACCUGUCGAAAAAUGACAGCAGCCAUCCUGGUGAUGCAUUGGAGAACAGCCAGCUCCUGGAGAGUGUAAAUUCAAAUCAGGCUCUUUGUGUCCAGAAAAAACGCAGAUCAACUUUGGAGGCCAGCAGAGUUGGUAUGGCUCCUGGACGGGUUAUUGCAUCCUUUCCAGAAGGCCCUGUGAAUACAGUGAUGAGAAAGGCACAGUCAGUUCACGACCUCAUUCAUGAGGAUAAGGGUCCUGGAGUGAUAUCCUCUGCCAAGCAGCGUCCUCAGACUCUUUUGGUGGUUGAGAAGGAUCCCAGACCUAACAAUUGCAGGGUGUUAUCGGCCAGUAUGUUGAAGAUGGAUGGAUCUGGUGCUCUGCUGGCCAAAGAUGUCAGGGCUGCAAAACCAAAGUCCUACAUGAACCCUACAACCAGCUUCCGGGCUAAGAUGUCAAGGAGCAUAUCUGUAGGGGAAAAUCUGUACCUUGGUUACUCCACUGAAAUGUUGACUGAUGGGAGGACUAGCCCUCCAGUGGCAGAGAAGACACAGUUUAGUUCCACAACAGAUGCUGAGAAGAUUAAGCUACCAGUGAAAGAAAAUGCUCCAGUGAAGCCCGCACUUCAGCCAGUUGUAAACUGCUCAUCUCCCAAGUCCUUCCACAGCAAGUUGGCAUCAUCAAACCGAGCACAUCUGAUUCUUGACAUUCCUAAGCCAUUGCCUGAUAGACCCACACUGGCCUCCUUCUCACCCACUACCAAAUCAAAAACCCUGCUUGAGCCACAGUCUCCACAGUCACCUGCUGGGGCCUGUAAAAAGAAACCCUCUUUUCCUGAGGUCCGAGCCUCCAAGAGGGAGACUCAAACUGCUGGGUCUCUGGUUCUUGGUAGAGAGAUCCCAACAGGACUUGCUAAGGAGAGCCCAGUGGAGAGCCCAGUCUCAAGGACAGGUUGCCAGGAAGAGCCAGGGGUCACUAAUCCAAAACUGAGGGAGUUGUCAGAGGGCCGGCACCUGAGGUCUCCUGAGGGCACACUGCCUGUGUGCAGGGAGAGGAUCACCGGCAUCACUUGUGUGCUAGAUAAUCAACCUGGACUUUGCCCACUAGACCCCAUCAGGCCAAGGUCUCCUACAUCUGUAACUGCCUCGACACAGGUCUCAGAAUCGUGCAUCAGUAUAGAGCAGUGCCAGCAGGUGGUAUCCGAGCUGCAGGACAGCAUGUGCAGAGCCCUUCGUCUGUACCGCAGGGUGUUAAAUGAUACAGAGUCUUCUACUGACAAAGAUAAAAUAGCAGGCCUCUUGACAGAAACAUUCUCCUCAAUGAAGAAACAACUGGACUCUCUGAAGGAUGAGGAGGAGCUUCCAAAGGUUAAGGAGAUACUGGUGAGGCCACAAGAUACCACUAACCCACUGAAUGAGGGAUGUGGUGCCAAUCUGCCAAGUCCCAAGAGUCUGGGAGAUGAGCAGACACUAGCUUUGCUGGAACAGUACUCAGAACUAUUGCUACAAGCUGUGGAACGACGCAUGGACAAAAAGCUCUAAGAGGGGUGUUUUAGGUGUUUGAAUACACAAAAUUAAUCCCAAGAAGAGGACCACGGAGAGAGCUUCAGACAAAUACUAUCAUUGCACUGGUCUAGGGCUGGUGGGGAGACCUUUAUACAUUUAUUUCCUCAGGUCCCUACAACUGACUUGCUCUAAUUCUUAGCAAUGUGCUGGCCACAAUUUUAAUAUUUUUCCCCAAUGGUCUUCAACUUCCUG
Chaetura pelagica (chimney swift) is the source of this 5115-nucleotide messenger RNA. RefSeq names its product mitogen-activated protein kinase binding protein 1 (gene MAPKBP1). Gene Ontology annotation, molecular function: protein binding. The transcript has 30 exons. The record is from RefSeq and is a predicted model, not a curated record. NCBI's taxonomy places the organism in Eukaryota, Metazoa, Chordata, Aves, Apodiformes, Apodidae. The coding region runs from base 1 to 4899 and encodes 1632 amino acids.